UCGCGAACGGUCGUAAUGACAAGGACGUGGUAAACCGCGCAGAAACAGGUGUGCGGCUGGCAGAGGGGGCAGAUAACUAUACUGCCUCACACAUCGGGCGUAAAGAAACCACCAUUCAGAGGGAAAUCAAAAUCGCUCAGAACGGUUCUACGAGAAACUUUGAAGCCCUUGAAAACUGUUCGAUGUGCCACUUUGGAACAAGAAAUCCCAUUCUACAUAUCUACAACGCUGACACAGAUUUGACUAGUCUUCGAGGCUAGUAUCACACUUGCUGGAUUCGACAAAGUGAACGAGUUAUGAAUGCAACAUCUUUGAGGCGGCCGGGGAAGCCUAUCGAGAGUCUUAACAGAGAAAUUGCCGAACACUCCACCAGUGAACAGAUAAACGUGUGGAACCCAAAGAUUCGCUGACGACGUCUUGACGUUUUUGCCUCAACACCCGUCAGACGAGACUGUAAGUAGACGUGAUUCUUCCACGACCCCUUGUCCUGCAGUCCACGCACGCCGUCAUCUCGGUACUUAAUCCAGCGGAAACAUGAUCAGUGAUACCAACCUCAUCGGAACGGUCUCGGAGGAGUCAGAAUUCCUCCAGGUGGAGAACAACCCGGAGGAUGCAGAGAAUCAAGACGCGUCCGAGGACCGGACGACCACCGGCAACUGCCACCCCAACCAGGCGAAGAAUGCAGCCAAUCCGCCGGCGCCCAGACGUCGUGUCAUCGGGGACCGGCCACGGCUGGUGGAUCGCACAGUCAGUGAGGGCCAACUCCUGGUGCCCAAGAAGAACCAGAGACAACACGAAGAUGAUGAUCAGCCAGACUUCUUCGAAUUCCGAGCCAAAGACAACGUAAUGAAAACGUAUUGGUUGCAGCAAACCUUCAUGAGUUGGUGGGCCUUGCGAAGUGCCCCAUUCGCCGCAGAUCUCCUGCCCUGCAAAGGGAGCACAGGCCUGACCACCAAGUUCUUGAAGGAGGUGACAGAGGUCAUUUUGGAGUACGUCCAGGCGACCUUCGAUCGUUCCAGCAAGAUUCUGGAGUUCCAUCAUCCCAACGAACUCAGGGAGCGACUGCACCUGGAGAUUCCCGACAAGGCCGAGAACUUAGAUCAGAUCCUUCAGGAUUGUCAGAACACGCUCAAGUACUGCGUCCACACUGGUCACCCGCGAUUUUUCAACCAGUUAUCCACGGGACUUGACAUUAUUUCUUUAGCGGGAGAAUGGCUCUCUGCAGCGGCUAAUACCAACAUGUUUACGUACGAGAUUGCACCGGUGUUCACGUUGAUGGAGCGGGCCAUCCUAAAGAAGAUGCGAGAGAUCAUAGGGUACAAAGACGGCGACGGUAUUUUCGCUCCCGGUGGCGCUGUUUCUAAUUUAUAUGCUGUGCUGUGUGCUCGGCAUAAAUACGUCCCGUCCUGCAAACGGAGAGGCCUGAGUGGGGCGCCAAACCUAGUGCUCUUUACGUCAGAACAUAGUCACUUUUCGUUGAAAAGAGCAGCGGCCAUCCUGGGCAUUGGAACAGACAAUGUCGUCUAUAUCGAUACAGAUAACAGAGGCAAGAUGAAUUUGGAAGACUUGGAGAACAAGAUUCAACAAGCGACUGCAAGAGGUGAUAAACCAUUCUUUGUCAACGCUACCGCCGGUACGACUGUGCUAGGUGCAUUCGAUCCGCUCAACGCAGUGGCCGACCUCUGUGAGAAGUACAGCUUGUGGAUGCACGUAGACGCAGCUUGGGGUGGCGGCGUUCUCAUGUCCAGGAAGCACCGACACAAAAUGGAUGGCAUCCAUAGGGCCGAUUCUGUGACGUGGAAUCCUCACAAGCUCAUGGGUGUCUUGCUUCAAUGCUCCGCUGUUCUUCUCAAAGAAGACUGUAUUUUAGAGGACUGCAACUCGAUGAGGGCGCCCUACUUGUUCCAGCAGGACAAACACUACGACGUAUCGUACGACACGGGUGACAAGACCAUUCAGUGCGGUCGGCACGUGGAUGUGUUCAAGUUCUGGCUCAUGUGGCGCGCGAAGGGAACACGGGGCUUCGAAAACCACGUCAAUAAGCUCUUCGAUCUAGCCCAAUACCUGCUGGAAAAGCUGAAGUCGAGAGAAGGGUUCAAACUUGUGUAUGACAAGCCUGAACACACCAAUGUAUGCUACUGGUACAUACCGCCUAGUCUACGAAGUAUGGAGGAGGGAAGGGAAAAACAGCUUCUGCUUCACAAGGUCGCUCCGGCGAUUAAGGCCCGCAUGAUGGCCGCCGGAACCCUGAUGGUGGGCUACCAGCCGCUAGGGAACAGGGUCAACUUCUUCCGCAUGGUGUUCUCUAACCCGGCCGCCACCAAGGCCGACGUGGACUUCCUCCUGGAUGAAACGGAGAGGCUGGGACGCGACCUGUGAUACGGACGAGGAGGUGGAGAUGAAGAUGGCGAUGGUGGUUCUAUCGGGGUGAGAAGGGUGAGAUAAGAUAAAAAAAAAGAGGUACAUGGAACCGAACAAGAUGCAUUUAGAAGGCAAAUAGUAGGAAGAGACACCACACGCCUGCAAACAGGAAUGAGAUAUCACUGCUUAUACAAGGUUUAAUUUGCUCUGUAUACUGUCAUGUAUCAUUACCCAAAUGUAGCUCCAUGUAUCAAAAUUGUCCCAUCACAGCUCAUCGUAAUCAUGUGGCACCGUUUGAAUUAUAAAGAUGGCACUUUUUCGACAGUCAAAUAACAAAAACGUUUACUUCCACUUGGAAGUGCAAGUACUUGGUUUGUAGUUUUAAAACAUCCAAAGAGUGAUAGCACAAGAACCUACCAAAGUGAGCAUGUUCGGGGUCGGACUAAAGAUUGGCAUCUAGUCAGUUGCUUCUUAUCAUCAAUGCGCAGGCGCAAUACAGUUACACUUAAACUUCCCUCACACGUUCACUUCCCUUAUGAACAGCCUCGUUCCCAUGGGUACAAUCUUGCCGCGCCAUGUUGGUUCCUACCAUGCCUUGUGCGAUCUAGUGGAAGAACGCUCAUGCAGCCCAUGGAGUCGAGGUUGCUUUGUGAACUAUUUGGUAAUAUCCGAAAUAUGCCAUCGGUUGCUACUCUCGCAGUAUUCAUGGUCAAUGAUAUCUCGUGCUGUUAUUUUCAUGUGAAUAAUGGGCGAUUCGCAAUAGUGCGCCUCCAAGAGUUUGCAAGGCGU
Molecule: messenger RNA, 3150 nt
Organism: Acanthaster planci (crown-of-thorns starfish)
Lineage: Eukaryota; Metazoa; Echinodermata; Asteroidea; Valvatida; Acanthasteridae
Product: glutamate decarboxylase 1-like
Biological process (GO): GABA biosynthetic process
Cellular component (GO): cytoplasm
Molecular function (GO): pyridoxal phosphate binding; glutamate decarboxylase activity
Source: RefSeq, a predicted model, not a curated record